Messenger RNA from Maudiozyma saulgeensis, 1146 nucleotides. Lineage: Eukaryota; Fungi; Ascomycota; Saccharomycetes; Saccharomycetales; Saccharomycetaceae. The record is from the annotation of a GenBank genome assembly.
AUGCAAUACACUUCUGCUCUAGCUCUAUUGAGUGCCGCUGCUCUAGCCUCCGCUUCCACUCCAACUGCCGAACAAACUGCUGAAUUGGUUGUUCUUCUAAAUGAUGUCAACGACAAUUUCUCUGCCUACACUACCUGGUUCUUAUCCUCUGGUAGUGCUAUCCCAGAUGGUAUUAUUGACAUCUACAUGGCUGUCCAUACCGCUACUGAUGAAUCUUACACCACUAUGUUCACUGGUGUCGACAUUGAUGCUUUGUUAGCUAUGGCUACCUCUGUCCCAUGGUAUUCUUCUUACCUAUCUUCAGAAAUCGCUGUUGCUAUUGCUAGUGUUGAAGCUACUGAAGUUCAAAGUACUUCUGUUGCUACUUCCUCCUCUGCUGCUGCCACCUCUGCUGCCGCCACUUCUGAAGCUGUCUCUUCUGAAGCUGCUACUUCUGAAGCUGCUACUUCUGAAGCUGCUACUUCCGCUGCCGCCACUUCUGCUGCUGCCUCCUCUGAAGCUGCCUCUUCUGCUGCCACCUCUGCUGCCGCCACUUCUGCUGCUGCCACCUCUGCUGCCGCCACUUCUGCUGCUGCCUCCUCUGAAGCUGCUACCUCUGUUGCCUCUUCUGCCGUCGCUCAAAGCAACAUUACUUCUACUGUUUCUUCUGCUGCCACCUCUUCUGUUCAAAGUAACAUCACUUCUCAAGAAACUACCACUAACACCGUUACUGAUAUCAGUAGUCUAACCACUACUUACUGUCCAGAAAGUGAUGAAGCUACCGCUACUGCUUACGCUAACUCUACUAAGACUGUCACUGUUUGUGAUGAAGCUUGUCAAUCUAGAAAGGCUGCCGAAGCUACUACCACUAUCAGCUCACUAACAACAGCUACUGUUACCUCAUGUGAUGAAGCUUGUCACGCUUCUAAGUCUUCUGCUGCCGCUGCUACUGUUACCAACACUCAAGUUACCACUGCUACUGUUACUUCUUGUGAUGAAGGUUGUCAAGCUUCUAAGGCUGCUGCCAGUACUACCACUGUCAAGGUUCAAGUUCAAACUUCUUCCUCUGCCACUAACACUGUUGCUGUUCAAACUGCUAACGGUGCCAUCAAGCAAUCCGCUGGUGUUGCUGCUGUUGUAGGUGCUGCUGUUAUGCUCCUAUUGUAA